AUGUCCUCUAAGAAGAUUGCUAUCCUAUACGGAUCCGAGACCGGUAACGCUCAAGAUUUCGCAACAAUCUUAUCCCAUAAAUUGCAAAGACUACAUUUUGCACACACCAUCUCCCCAAUUGCUGAGUAUCAUACUGCUGACAUAUUAAAAUGCAAGUAUCUUUUCAUUCUAUGUUCAACAACGGGACAGGGUGAAUUACCCAGGAACGCUUUAGGUGACAAGAGUUCACUAUGGCAAUUCUUAAAGAAGAAGCAUUUACCUAGUGAUUUCUUGAGUCAUUGUCAAGUGGCGUUGUUUGGAUUGGGUGAUUCUUCAUAUCCAAAGUUUAACUAUGCAGUAAGGAAGUUACAUCAAAGAAUGGUAGUCCAAUUGGGCGCUAGAGAGAUUUUUGAUAGAUUGGAAGCUGAUGAACAAAGUAUGGCUGGGAGUAACAAGGGUACUGGUGCUGGUGUCGAGAGUGUCUACUUCGAAUAUGAGAAAAGAAUAUUGGAUUUCUUGAAGGAGAAAUUCCCAAGGAGAAAGUUGAAAAAUGGUGAUGUAGUGGAUCGUGAUGAAAUUGAUCCUGAAAUAUAUAUCGAACCAAGUUCUUAUUUGACUCUAGCUGAUGGUGGGGAUGAAACCGAAGUGGAAAUCUCCUUUAAAGGUGACACUUCUAUGGAAUCAGGGAAGAUAAUAAAGAACAAGAGAAUCACAGAUGAAGAGCAUUUCCAAGACGUCAGACAAUUUGUCUUUUCUAAUGAUAACGGGAUCGAGGAUAGAUAUUCUCCUGGUGAUACAGCAGCUAUUUACUCAUGCAAUACUGAUGUAGCUGUUCAACAGUUCCUCGAGGUCCAAUCCCAUUGGCUUGAAGUGGCAGAUAAACCUUUGAGAUUUACCAAUGGUGUACCAAACCAUUUGAAGGACGGUGGUAUUGUUCAACCUUUAACCAUUAGGAAUCUUUUGAAGUAUCAUUGUGAUAUAAUGAGUAUCCCUAGAACAAGUUUCUUCAUGAAGACAUGGGCGUUCGCUACAGAUGUGACUAGAAUGGAACGUGGUCAAGAGCAACUAGAUGAUCAAAGAGAAAAAUUAAAAGAAUUUGCGUACGAUCAAGACAUGCAAGAAUUAUAUGAUUAUUGUAAUAGACCAAGAAGAUCCAUCUUGGAAGUAAUGGACGAUUUCCUUUCAGUUAGAUUGCCAUGGAAAUACAUGUUGGAUUAUCUUCCAUUGAUUAAACCUCGAUAUUAUUCUAUAUCUAGUGGCCCCAAUGAUCCUAACAUUGAAUUGACCAUCGCCAUUGUUAAGUAUAGGACCAUUUUAAGAAAGAUUAGAAAGGGUGUUUGUACGGAUUAUAUUGCUCAUUUGAAAGAAGGUGAUCAUCUUCGUUAUAAGAUCCAGCAUAAUAAUCUGGUGAGAGAUAACUACCACGGUAGACCAAUGAUUUUAGUGAGUCCUGGUGUUGGUAUUGCUCCAUUGAUGUCUAUCGUCAAGGCUAAAUUAUCUGAAGAUAUUAAUUUCUUCUUUGGUUGUAGAUUUAAAGAUAAAGAUUAUUUGUAUCAGAAUUUAUUAGAAGAAUGGGAGAAGGAGAAGAGAAUUAAGUUACAUCCUGUCUUUUCAAGAGACCGUGAAAACUCCCCUGAUACUAAAUAUGUUCAAGACGUGCUAUGGAAGUUAGGACCGGAGAUGACGAAUUUAAUUGUUAAAGAAAAUGCCAUUAUGUGUCUAUGUGGUGCCUCUGGUAAGAUGCCCGUGCAAGUCAGAUUGACAUUUAUAGAAAUGUUAAAGAAAUGGGGGGAUUUCUCUAGUGAUGAUGAGGCAAGAAAAUAUUUGAAACAAAUGGAAAGGGAGGACAGAUACUUACAGGAAACGUGGUAG
This is a messenger RNA of Naumovozyma castellii, 1851 nucleotides long. RefSeq names its product NAPDH-dependent diflavin reductase (gene TAH18). Lineage: Eukaryota; Fungi; Ascomycota; Saccharomycetes; Saccharomycetales; Saccharomycetaceae. The record is from RefSeq and is a predicted model, not a curated record. Bases 1 to 1851 code for a protein of 616 amino acids. The transcript has a single exon.